This is a messenger RNA of Cetraspora pellucida, 150 nucleotides long. The record is from the annotation of a GenBank genome assembly. Lineage: Eukaryota; Fungi; Glomeromycota; Glomeromycetes; Diversisporales; Gigasporaceae.
GAUUAAACAAGGAAGACAACUUCAUACUAUUGGACAACUAAAACCAACAAUAAUCCUGUAUGAUGAUUCGCAUCCUAAAGAAUUGGAAAUUACUCUUAUAGAAGAUUUUGCUAGUACAGUUCAUAAUCAUAAAGAAGGUGCUUGUGAUGA